AUGGAAUAUGAAGGUGAAACUUUUCAUUUAACUGAAUACCAAAUUAAAAAAACAGUAAAAGCUUUCAGUUAUUUAGAUAAAAAAAAAAGAGGACUACUUAAGUUUGACUUGUUAGGAAGCCUACUGCGCUGUAGUGGGUAUAAUGUGUCACUAAAAGAAAUUGACAAGAUCAAAGAUAAAAUUGUAGAAAAUAAAAUUACAGAAAAAAAUGUACAAGUAAAUGAAAAGAGAGAAAAAGAAAUUCUGCAAAAUGAAGAAAAUGAAAAAUUAAAUGACAAUAAUAGUGCAUCGAAUAACCAAAAAGAAGGGAUAAAUAAUGACGAAGAUGAUGAUAAUAACAAUAUAUCAAAACUGCUAAGCAAUUUAAAGAACUAUGAUAAUUUUAUUGAACUAGAAAAAAAAAAAGAAGAAAAAAAAAAAAAAGAUGAAGAAAAUAAAAAUUUAUUUAGUAUAAAAGAAUUUUUUAGAAUCAUUCAAAUACCAAAUGUAACCAAUGAAACAAAACCAUCAAACGUUUUAAAUUCUUUUGAAAUGUUUGAUGAAAAAGGGAAUGGAAGAAUACCCAUAAAAAAACUAAGAUUUAUUCUUCAAUACUUGGGGGAACCACUGAGCAAUGUAGAAUUUGACGAAUUUUACAACUGGAUUAAGACAAAAGACAAAGUAUAUAAAAAUGAUUGCAUAAUAUAUGAAGACUUGCUAAACGAAUUGAUAAAUAAAGACACGAAUAUUUAG
Messenger RNA from Plasmodium gonderi, 732 nucleotides. RefSeq names its product calmodulin. The record is from RefSeq and is a predicted model, not a curated record. Gene Ontology annotation, cellular component: cytoplasm. Gene Ontology annotation, molecular function: calcium ion binding. The transcript has 3 exons. NCBI's taxonomy places the organism in Eukaryota, Apicomplexa, Aconoidasida, Haemosporida, Plasmodiidae. Bases 1 to 732 code for a protein of 243 amino acids.